AUGACCUCUAAUGUUCCGAAAGGGAACAUCGGACAAUACGAAGAGAUCCAUGUUCACCAAGUCUAUGAAGAAAUAGCUUCACACUUCUCUUCAACUCGCUACAAGCCGUGGCCAAUCGUCGAGCGCUUCCUCAAGGAUCUUGCCCCAGGCUCAGUUGGUCUUGACAUUGGCUGUGGGAACGGCAAAUAUUUAGCUGUUAACCCAAACGUCUUCAUCGUGGCCUCUGAUCGAUCUGUCAACCUGGUCAAGAUUGCGAGCAAGCAUCAGCCUCAUAGCUAUCUGCUUGCGGAUAACCUGACUUUGCCACAUCCGCUUGGAUUCUUCGACUUCGCAAUAUCAAUUGCCGUGGUCCAUCACCUGUCCACACCUCAGCGUCGGAUUCAAGCAGUGGCUGCUGUUCUCGAAUCGCUUCGACGAUCUACAGGAGCAGAGAUUGGGGGAAGAGCGUUGAUAUACGUGUGGGCACUCGAACAGAGGCACAGCCGCCGAGGCUGGGACGAAGGUGAUGAUCAAGAUGUCCUGGUACCCUGGGUGAUGAAGCAGGGGCCCGAAGAGGGCAAGACUUUCAAUCGCUACUAUCACCUGUACCGCCAGGGAGAGCUUGAACAUGACAUUGUCGAAGCUGGAGGCGUAGUUUUGGAAUAUGGGUAUGAAAAGGAUAACUGGUGGGCGAUUGCUGCACCCAAGCCGCCAUGA
Molecule: messenger RNA, 696 nt
Organism: Letharia columbiana
Lineage: Eukaryota; Fungi; Ascomycota; Lecanoromycetes; Lecanorales; Parmeliaceae
Exons: 1
Coding region: 1-696 (231 amino acids)
Biological process (GO): tRNA wobble uridine modification
Cellular component (GO): cytoplasm; nucleus
Molecular function (GO): tRNA binding; S-adenosylmethionine-dependent methyltransferase activity
Source: RefSeq, a predicted model, not a curated record